Molecule: messenger RNA, 836 nt
Organism: Pseudoliparis swirei
Lineage: Eukaryota; Metazoa; Chordata; Actinopteri; Perciformes; Liparidae
Product: RNA binding protein fox-1 homolog 3-like
Exons: 9
Coding region: 54-836 (260 amino acids)
Biological process (GO): regulation of alternative mRNA splicing, via spliceosome; nervous system development
Cellular component (GO): nucleus; cytoplasm
Molecular function (GO): mRNA binding
Source: RefSeq, a predicted model, not a curated record
UUCAGCACCUCUGGCAGCGGCAGUCGAGUGGAGUGACCCGGCUGCACCUGUACAUGGAGACCCCCAGCUGGUCAGGAAACACGUUGUGUAAGUCCGGAGGCGUCGCCGUGUUCGGGAACGUGGUCUACAGCGGCCUGCUGAACGACCCCCUGUGGCAUUUGGGAGUGCCCCUCUUCACGAGACUGGGUAACCAAGAGGCCGCCAACCCCCCGGACGCCAUGGCCCAGCCGUACACCCCGGCCCAGUACCCGCCUCCCCCACAGAACGGCAUCCCCGCGGAGUUCGCGGUGCCGCACCCGCUUCCGUCGCAGGACUACAGCGGGCAGAGCCGGGUGCCCGAGCACGCCAUGACCCUCUACACGCCGGCGCAAACGCACGGCGAGCCGGCCGGCGCCGAUGUCAGCACGCCCGCCAUCACCGCCGCCACGACCGCACCGACGGAGGACGUGACGUCCUCAGAGUCCCAGCUGCAGCUCUCUGAGUCCUCGGAGAAGCAGCAGCCCAAGAGGCUGCACGUGUCCAACAUCCCCUUCCGCUUCAGGGACCCAGACCUGCGGCAGAUGUUUGGGCAAUUUGGGAAGAUCUUAGACGUGGAGAUAAUCUUUAACGAGCGAGGAUCCAAGGGCUUCGGGUUUGUAACUUUUGAAACGAGCACGGAUGCCGAUCGCGCGCGGGAGAAACUAAACGGUACAAUCGUAGAGGGACGCAAAAUAGAGGUAAACAACGCCACGGCACGAGUGAUGACCAACAAGAAGGUGGCCAACCCGUACACCAGCGGCUGGAAGCUGAACCCGGUGGUGGGAGCUGUCUAUGGUCCUGAACUCUACGCCGACUAA